Alligator sinensis (Chinese alligator) is the source of this 2652-nucleotide messenger RNA. It is a transcript of the gene CLCN2, whose product is annotated as chloride voltage-gated channel 2. The annotation marks the transcript as partial. The transcript is spliced from 23 exons. Gene Ontology annotation, biological process: chloride transport; transmembrane transport. Gene Ontology annotation, cellular component: membrane. The record is from RefSeq and is a predicted model, not a curated record. Gene Ontology annotation, molecular function: voltage-gated chloride channel activity. Lineage: Eukaryota; Metazoa; Chordata; Crocodylia; Alligatoridae.
AUGUAUGGGCGCUAUACGCAGGACCUGGGGGCCUUCGCCAAGGACGAGGCGGCUCGCAUCCGGGUGCAGCAGGAGCACUGGAAAGCUUUCCCCAGGGAGCGCCUGCGCCCCCCAGAGCUGCUGGAGUACAGCCAGAGCCGCUGUGCCCCUUGCCGCAUCUGCACCGUGCGGUGCCAGAAGUUCCUCGUCUCCAAGGUGGGCGAGGACUGGAUCUUCCUCAUCCUGCUGGGGCUACUCAUGGCGCUGGUGAGCUGGGCCAUGGACUUUGCCAUCGCCACCUGCCUGCAAGCCCAGAAGUGGAUGUACGGAGGCCUGGAUGCCAACAUCUUCCUGCAGUACAUGGCCUGGGUCACCUACCCCAUGGUGCUCAUCACCUUCUCCGCCGGCUUCACCCAGAUCUUGGCCCCACAGGCUGUCGGCUCAGGCAUCCCCGAGAUGAAGACCAUCCUGCGGGGCGUGGUGCUGAAGGAGUACCUCACCCUGAAGACCUUCGUGGCCAAGGUCAUUGGCCUGACCUGUGCCCUGGGCAGCGGGAUGCCCCUGGGCAAGGAGGGCCCCUUCGUCCACAUCGCCAGCAUGUGUGCCGCCCUGCUCAGCAAGUUCCUCUCCCUCUUUGGGGGCAUCUAUGAGAACGAGUCCCGCAACAUCGAGAUGCUGGCGGCUGCCUGUGCCGUGGGAGUUGGCUGCUGCUUCGCCGCCCCCAUCGGAGGCGUCCUCUUCAGCAUCGAGGUCACCUCCACCUUCUUCGCUGUGCGCAACUACUGGCGCGGCUUCUUCGCUGCCACCUUCAGCGCCUUCAUCUUCCGCGUCCUGGCCGUGUGGAACAAGGAUGAAGAGACCAUCACAGCCCUGUUCAAAACCCGCUUCCGCCUGGACUUCCCCUUCGACCUGCAGGAGCUGCCCGCCUUCGCUGUCAUUGGGAUCGCCAGUGGGUUUGGCGGCGCCCUCUUCGUCUACUUCAACCGCAAGAUCGUGCAGUUCAUGCGCAAGCAGAAGACCAUCAAUCGCUUCCUCAUGAAGAAGCGCCUGCUCUUCCCCGCACUGGUCACCCUGCUCGUCUCCACGCUGACCUUCCCGCCUGGCUUCGGACAGUUCAUGGCUGGCCAGCUCACGCAGAAGGACACGCUGGUGACCCUCUUCGACAACCGGACGUGGGUCAAGCAGGGCCUGGCUGAGGAGUUUGAGUACGUGGGCAUCUCCGAGGCCUGGCGCCAUCCCCGCUCUAAUGUCUUCGUCACCCUUGUUGUCUUCAUCCUCAUGAAAUUCUGGAUGUCGGCCCUGGCCACCACCAUCCCGGUGCCCUGCGGAGCCUUUAUGCCCGUCUUCGUCAUUGGCGCAGCCUUCGGGCGGCUGGUUGGGGAGAGUAUGGCAGCCUGGUUCCCAGACGGCAUCCACGCCGACAGCAACACCUACCGCAUCGUGCCCGGGGGCUACGCCGUGGUAGGGGCGGCUGCGCUCUCGGGGGCCGUCACCCACACGGUGUCGACAGCCGUGAUCGUGUUCGAGUUGACGGGGCAGAUCUCGCACAUCCUGCCCGUCAUGAUCGCCGUCAUCCUGGCCAACGCCGUGGCCCAGAGCCUGCAGCCCUCUCUCUAUGACAGCAUCAUCCGCAUCAAGAAGCUGCCCUACCUGCCCGAGCUGGGCUGGGGCCAUCACGAGAAGUACAAUGUGCGGGUGGAGGACAUCAUGGUGCGGGACGUGCAGUAUGUCACCCUCAACUGCAAGUACCGCGACCUGCAGGAUGUGCUACACAGCACCAAGCUGAAGAGCCUGCCGCUGGUCGAGUCGGCUGAGUCCAUGAUCCUGCUGGGCUCCAUCGAGCGGGCCCAGGUGGUGGCACUGCUGAGCAACCAGCUGAGCCCAGAGCGGCGCUGGCAGCAGGCACGGGAGCGGGCACAGGCCUCAGCCCCGCGGAAGGGGCCCAGCGAAAAGCUGCAGGAUGAGGGCGAGGGCGAGGGCGAGGAAGAGGGCAGGGCAGCUGACACGGGUGUGCGCUUCCAGAUCACCACAGAGGAGUCCUCCUUUACCCCAUCCCACGGAGACACCCGCAAGCCUCUGAAGCCAGCACUCAAGCGAGUGCCCAGCAGCUUGGCCGAGAGCCCCACAGCUGGCAGCACGGAUACCUCAGGGAUUGCCCUCAAGAGCCUCUUCUGUGCCAAUGCCACCACGGAGCCUGCUGAGGAGGCAGAGAGAUCAGCAGGGUCUGAAAAGCGCAAGUCGAAGCGCGUCCGCAUUUCCGUGGUGGAUGAGUACCAGCCAGGCGACGAGAUGAGCCCGUCAGAGAUCAUGGAGUGGGAGGAGCAGCAGCUGGAGCAGCUGGUGAACUUCAACAACAGCAAGAUCGACCCGGCACCCUUCCAGCUGGUGGAGCGCACCUCCCUGCACAAGACUCACACCAUCUUCUCACUUCUGGGCGUGGACCACGCGUACGUCACCAGCAUCGGGCGCCUCAUUGGCUUGGUGUCCCUCAAAGAGCUGCGCAAGGCCAUCGAGGGUUCGGUCACGGCCAAAGGUGUGAAGGUCCGCCCACCCCUGGCCAGCUUCCGGGACAGCACAACCAGCAGCAGUGAGCCCGAGACCACCAGCAUCCACCAGCUGUGGGACCGGCGCCAGCGCCAUGCCCUGCCCCGCGAGUACAGCCCCUCCGAGACC